Molecule: messenger RNA, 1059 nt
Organism: Cordyceps fumosorosea ARSEF 2679
Lineage: Eukaryota; Fungi; Ascomycota; Sordariomycetes; Hypocreales; Cordycipitaceae
Product: stomatin family protein
Exons: 2
Coding region: 1-1059 (352 amino acids)
Cellular component (GO): plasma membrane
Source: RefSeq, a predicted model, not a curated record
AUGUCUUCGGCCGACCACAUUCUCAACAACGGCGAGGGUGCCGCCUCCACCAAGUUUGCCGACUCGGAGCCCGGCCACCACACGCCCUCUGGCGGCGCCGGCGGUGCUGGCGGCUUCGUCUCUCAGCAGCGCAUGGCGGUCGCGCCUCCGCGAGAGGACGACCUGCAGCAGAGCUACGCCAAGGUCGUUGGCUCCGAGGCCAACCCAAAGGGUUGGUACGGAAGCAUGAUUAACGGCCUCGGCGCCAUCAUCGGCACCAUCGGCGCCGUCCCCUGCUGCAUCUGCUGCCCCAACCCCUACAAGUCGGUCCAGCAGGGCAACGUCGGCCUCGUCACCAAGUUCGGCCGCUUCUACAAGGCCGUCGACCCGGGCCUCGUCAAGAUCAACCCGCUCUCCGAGCACCUCCUCCAGGUCGACGUCAAGAUCCAGACCGCCGACGUCCCCGAGCAGAUCUGCAUGACCAAGGACAACGUCACCCUGCGCCUCAAGUCUGUCAUCUACUACCACAUCGUCUCCCCGCACAAGGCCGCCUUCGGCAUCUCCAACGUCCGCCAGGCCCUCAUGGAGCGCACCCAGACCACCCUCCGCCACGUCGUCGGCGCCCGCGUCCUCCAGGACGUCAUCGAGCGCCGCGAGGAGAUUGCCCAGUCCAUCGGCGAGAUCAUCGAGGACGUCGCCGCCGGGUGGGGCGUCCAGGUCGAGAGUAUGCUCGUCAAGGACAUCAUCUUCUCCCAGGAGCUGCAGGAGAGCCUCUCCAUGGCCGCCCAGAGCAAGCGCAUCGGCGAGUCCAAGAUUAUCGCCGCCAAGGCCGAGGUCGAGUCCGCCAAGCUCAUGCGCCAGGCCGCGGACAUCCUCUCCAGCGCGCCGGCCAUGCAGAUCCGCUACCUCGAGGCCAUGCAGGCCAUGGCCAAGAGCGCAAACUCAAAGGUCAUCUUCAUGCCCGGCGCCAGCAGCAGCACCGCCGCCACGCUGGGCGACGCCGUCAACGCGACCCGCCAGGACGGCCAGGACGACAGCCUCAACCAGGCCAUCCAGGCUCGCGUCAUUGAGAGCAUCUAA